Messenger RNA from Lagenorhynchus albirostris (white-beaked dolphin), 1731 nucleotides. It is a transcript of the gene MEX3B, whose product is annotated as mex-3 RNA binding family member B. Gene Ontology annotation, molecular function: RNA binding. NCBI's taxonomy places the organism in Eukaryota, Metazoa, Chordata, Mammalia, Artiodactyla, Delphinidae. Bases 1 to 1731 code for a protein of 576 amino acids. The transcript is spliced from 2 exons. The record is from RefSeq and is a predicted model, not a curated record.
AUGCCCAGCUCGCUGUUUGCAGACCUGGAGCGCAACGGCAGCGGCGGCGGCGGGGGAGGCGGCGGCGGGGGAGGCGGCGGCGGCGGCGGCAGCGGCGGGGGAGAGACCCUGGAUGACCAAAGAGCCCUGCAGCUCGCGCUCGACCAGCUCUCCCUGCUGGGGCUGGACAGUGACGAGGGCGCGUCUCUGUACGACAGCGAGCCGAGGAAGAAGAGCGUGAACAUGACCGAGUGCGUGCCGGUGCCCAGUUCCGAGCAUGUCGCCGAGAUCGUGGGGCGGCAAGGUUGUAAAAUCAAAGCACUGCGGGCGAAGACCAACACUUAUAUCAAGACCCCAGUUCGUGGGGAGGAGCCUGUCUUUGUUGUGACGGGCAGGAAGGAGGAUGUGGCCAUGGCUCGGAGGGAGAUCAUCUCUGCCGCCGAGCACUUCUCCAUGAUCCGCGCCUCGCGGAAUAAGAACACGGCGCUCAACGGCGCAGUGCCCGGGCCGCCUAACCUGCCGGGGCAGACCACCAUCCAGGUGCGGGUGCCCUACCGCGUGGUGGGGCUCGUGGUGGGGCCCAAGGGCGCCACGAUCAAGCGCAUCCAGCAGCAGACGCACACGUACAUCGUGACGCCCAGCCGCGACAAGGAGCCUGUGUUCGAGGUGACCGGCAUGCCUGAGAACGUGGACCGAGCUCGCGAGGAGAUCGAGGCGCACAUCGCCCUGCGCACUGGCGGCAUCAUUGAGCUCACAGAUGAGAACGACUUCCACGCCAAUGGUACGGAUGUGGGCUUUGAUCUGCAUCAUGGGUCCGGCGGGUCCGGCCCAGGCAGCCUCUGGAGCAAGCCCACCCCCAGCAUUACGCCCACUCCGGGCCGCAAGCCCUUCUCUAGUUACCGCAACGACAGCUCCAGCUCGCUUGGCAGCGCCUCCACAGACUCUUACUUCGGCGGGGGGACCAGCGGCAGUGCAGCUGCCACCCCGCGCCUGGCGGACUAUAGUCCCCCCAGCCCCGCGCUCAGCUUUGCUCACAAUGGAAACAACAACAAUGGCAAUGGAUACACCUACACGGCGGGGGAGGCUUCUGUGCCUUCCCCUGACGGCUGUCCUGAGCUACAGCCCACCUUCGACCCGGCUCCCGCCCCACCGCCUGGGGCUCCACUUCUCUGGGCCCAGUUUGAGAGGUCCCCGGGAGGCGGACCUGCAGCUCCCGUGUCCUCUUCCUGCUCUUCCUCUGCAUCUUCGUCUGCUUCGUCUUCCUCUGUGGUCUUUCCCGGGGGCGGCGCGAGCGCGCCCUCCAACGCCAACCUGGGGCUGCUGGUGCACCGCCGGCUGCACCCGGGCACCAGCUGCCCCCGUUUGUCCCCGCCCUUGCACAUGGCUCCGGGGGCGGGCGAGCACCACCUGGCUCGUCGGGUGCGCAGCGACCCGGGCGGAGGGGGCCUGGCCUACGCCGCCUAUGCCAACGGCCUUGGGGCGCAGCUGCCGGGCCUGCAGCCGUCGGACACAUCCGGCUCCUCGUCCUCGUCCAGCUCCUCCUCCAGCUCUUCAUCCUCCUCCUCUGGGUUGCGGCGUAAGGGCAGCCGUGACUGCUCCGUGUGCUUUGAGAGCGAAGUAAUCGCCGCACUGGUGCCCUGCGGCCACAACCUCUUUUGCAUGGAGUGCGCCAACCGCAUCUGUGAGAAGAGUGAGCCUGAAUGCCCGGUCUGCCACACCGCGGUCACUCAGGCCAUCCGCAUCUUUUCUUGA